Molecule: messenger RNA, 3185 nt
Organism: Myxocyprinus asiaticus (Chinese sucker)
Lineage: Eukaryota; Metazoa; Chordata; Actinopteri; Cypriniformes; Catostomidae
Gene: prdm13
Product: PR domain containing 13
Exons: 4
Coding region: 90-1952 (620 amino acids)
Cellular component (GO): nucleus
Molecular function (GO): protein binding
Source: RefSeq, a predicted model, not a curated record
UGUGUCCUCAUCUCAAACUCUCUGCUCAUCUCAAUCAGUGCCUGCUUGGUCUUCCUGGUUCUAAUACAGCAACACACACAGAGCCAGCCAUGCAAGCGACUCGGGCACCCACUAUCAGUGUGCUUGCCGACUGCAGCAUCCCAGCCGGGCUGCGGAUAGGACCAGUCCCGGGCAUCUUCAAACUCGGGAAGUAUGUUUCAGACCGCAAGGAAGUUGGAGUCAAAAAGAAAAUUCGCCUGGUGAGGGGGGAAUUCGUGGACGAGUCUGGCAGUGCGGGUUCAGAUUGGAUUGGGUUAGUACGCGCGGCCAGAAACAGUCAAGAACAGAACCUCGAGGCAGUCUCGGAUUUACCUGGAGGACAGAUAUUCUAUCGUGUGCUGAGAGAAAUUCAGACUGGGGAAGAAUUGAGCGUUUGGUAUUCCAACUCACUGGCACAAUGGUUUGACAUUCCUACGACUGCAACUCCAACACAUGACGAAAAAGGCGAGGAGCGCUAUAUUUGCUGGUAUUGCUGGAGAAUAUUCAAAUACCCGAACACCCUGAAAGCCCAUGUUCAUUUCCACUGUGCGUUGAGCACUGGUAGGAGCUUUGUGAGCAACGAGCAAGCGAGAGGCCCCGAGAACUUCAACAGAUCUCCGAAAUCUGGGGAUAUCCCGAAUAUUUCGUGCUCUCCGAGGAAUGGCCACAACAUCUUAAUGACCGAUUCUAUGAAACGGGCCGUGUCCACAUCACCAUUCGCCAAUAAAGCGGGACUUUCGAAAAAGCCAAGCCCAGAGGAGCAGGACCGGGCCCUUGACAUGAGUGUGACCUCUGCCAGGAACCCCGGACACAUGCUGGGCCUCAGUGGGACAUCAUCUGUGCUUAACAGUAUGGGCUUCCAUCCCGGCGUCCGUUCUGCUUUCAAACCAAUGGGACUUUCAAAGAUCUCCCCAGCUGAGGUCGCAAGUGAUGAGUCCAACGGAAAACCAAACGGUAUAGGGUUCAGUAAACUGUUAGGAAACAUCAAGUCAGUGCGUUCCUUGAAUGAACCUUUGCCUAAUGUCCAUCCCUCAAAAUGCACGCACCCUAUGGAUACCACACCUCCUGUGAUUCCCUGUGCAAACACUAUCCGUGGGUUUCCUUUACUACCACAUUUUGAGGAGACCUCUGCUUUCAAGCAUGUUGACAGUCGCAUGCACUCUGCACUGUCUCCCUCACGUUACUCCCAACUACCUGCCGGCUUUCAUUUCGAGAGGUUCUCCUUGCCUCAGUUUGAUGGGGGGAAAUCAUACAAUGCAGACUGCAACAUACCCCUCAUGCCAUUUACUAUUUACAAUGGAGAGCUCCUGUACAGUUCACCAUACUAUCCUCUAAAAUUUCACUUUGGCAACCUGCUUAAAUACCAAGACUCUGUGUCCUAUUUUGGCGCACCUGCUCUGAAUCCAGAUCUGAAUUCAAUCACGAACAUCGACAGGGAGAUAGCCAUGCACACGCAACAGCUGUCUGAAAUUGCCGUAGAGAAAAACCGCUCAAGGCUGGAGUCCAUGCCCACGUCCAACCCAAACUCGGGCAAGCCCAAAAAGGGACAUCUGUGUCUUUACUGUGGCAAAUUAUACUCUCGAAAAUACGGGCUGAAGAUUCACAUGAGGACUCAUACAGGGUACAAACCACUCAAAUGUAAAGUUUGCUUUAGGCCCUUUGGUGAUCCCAGCAAUCUCAACAAACACAUCCGAUUGCACGCGGAGGGAAAUACUCCAUACAGGUGCGAGUUCUGUGGGAAAGUGCUCGUGCGCAGGCGAGAUUUGGAAAGGCACGUCAAAUCAAGGCAUCCAGGUCAAACGAUCAAAAAAUCCGAUGACAAAAUGGACGGCAUCUUCGAAGAUGCUGAGCAAAAAAGCGACAAUGACAGCGACGUUGACGUUUGCUUCACAGAUGAUCAGAGCGACCAGGAAUCGAGUAAAAAUAAUGAUUAAUGGACCAAUUAAUGGACACAUUAAAAUAUAUUUUGCUCUUAUGUAGCUAAAUUAUGCAUGUACAUAUUGAUUGAAAUUAGACUGCUUAAUUUAAAAUAUAUAUAUAUAUUGUAAAAACCCUUGCAGAAGGAGCAACAAAUGUUCAUAAAGUAAAUAAAAAAAAAAAAAAGAAAGAAAAAAGAAUUCGGUUCCUUUUCAGGCACAGUUUCAUAACGUAACAUACUUACUGAUACUGAGUACAUCUCAGCACCGCCAAUGUGGAGCUGCACUUUAUAAAGACGGGUUUAUGCAGUUAGGCACUGUGCGCUUGCUUCAACAAUUGCUUUUCUUGCUUCCUCUUUUCUUUUAAAAAUGUUGUCUUAAAAUGUCCUUUUAUUAAAUUCAAUACUACGUACUGGAAUUAAUUCGCACUUUUUAUUGCCAAAAACCUUCAACUCAUUCUGUAAAAAUUGCAUUUGGUGAACAACGGACACCUGUAUCCAAUAAAAAUAUAAGCUGGUGUUUCUAAGAAAUAUUGGUGUCUCUAUUUAGUUGAAAAACUAUUGUAAAAAUGUAAUUAUGACGUACUGUGGCAGAUGUGGGUGUAUUGUUUAUUAUUAAUUGAUAGGAUAUUGUAUAUGACCAUUAUUUUCCUCAAACAAAUACAAAUACAUUUCAUUGUCCGUUUUUGAAUAAAAUGGACAAAUAAAAUAAAAUAAAAAAAGAGGUUUUGAUCAGUGUUUUAAUACGAUUUUUUUAUUUUUUAUUUUAGUUUUUACUGGAGGAUAUUAUUCGAGGAUUGCGGGUGAUUUUUAUCUCUUGGCACACCUGAAAGCGUCAUUUGCGCACGCUAUAGUAAAUCGUCUUGGGACGAAUUCUCUGAGACAAUUAAGAGACAUCCUCAGAGACAAUCGAGGCAGGUAAAGCGAGAAACAGCUCUUUAACAGAAUUUAGGAAGUUGUUUGUUGACACAAUCCUAUUAAAACCAAAUCCGAAAAAUAUCUAUAUUGAUGGAAUGAUUUUGCAUUAGAUGACCAAAUAGCUUCAAAAGAGUAGGCUAUGGUCGGAAUUAAUAACGCCCCACUUCCAUAUUGAAAAAUAUUUUUCAUAACGUAAUUUAAACAUUAAAAUGUGAAAAGCACAGACUCUAUUCCUAAAACGUGAAUAUUAGAAUGGUGGUCCGUAUCGCUGGAUGUUAUGUUUUUUUUUUUUUUUUUUUUUGUUUUUUACACAUUUAAAAGAGAUGUAGUUGAU